Molecule: messenger RNA, 1364 nt
Organism: Physeter macrocephalus (sperm whale)
Lineage: Eukaryota; Metazoa; Chordata; Mammalia; Artiodactyla; Physeteridae
Product: glutamate receptor-interacting protein 2-like
Exons: 11
Coding region: 12-1364 (450 amino acids)
Biological process (GO): neurotransmitter receptor transport, endosome to postsynaptic membrane
Molecular function (GO): protein binding
Source: RefSeq, a predicted model, not a curated record
CAAGAGCAGACAUGCUGUGUGGGCUCAGCCGGGAGACCCCUGGAGAGGCGGACGAUGGGCCUUACUGCAAAGGAGGCAAGGUCGCAGGAGGGGCUGAUGUGGCUCUGGCGUGCCGCAGGCAGAGCAUUCCAGAGGAGUUCCGAGGGGUCACCAUGGUGGAGCUGACCAAGAAGGAAGGCAGCACGCUGGGCCUGACCAUCUCGGGUGGCACCGACAAGGAUGGGAAGCCCAGGGUCUCCAACCUGAGGCCUGGGGGGCUCGCAGCCAGGAGUGACCUGCUGAAUGUGGGCGACUACAUCCGGUCAGUGAACGGGAUCCACUUGACCAGGCUCCGCCACGAUGAGAUCAUCACUCUGCUCAAGAACGUGGGAGAGCGCGUGGUGCUGGAGGUGGAGUAUGAGCUGCCCCCGCCCGCCCCUGAGAACAACCCAGGGAUCGUUUCAAAGACAGUGGAUGUCUCCCUCUACAAGGAGGGCAAUAGCUUUGGCUUUGUCCUCAGAGGAGGUGCCCAUGAAGACGGGCACAAGUCCCGGCCGCUCGUCCUGACCUACGUGCGGCCCGGCGGCCCUGCCGACAGGGAGGGCUCCUUGAAGGUGGGGGACAGGCUACUCAGCGUUGACGGGAUCCUGCUGCAUGGGGCCAGCCACGCCACUGCUCUGGCCACCCUGCGGCAGUGCAGCCACGAGGCACUCUUCCAGGUGGAGUAUGAUGUGGCCAUUCCAGACACAGUGGCCAAAGCUUCAGGGCCCCUGAUAGUGGAAAUAACCAAGACGCCAGGGUCCGCCUUGGGGAUCUCGCUCACCACCGGCUCCCACCGGAACAAGCCAGUCAUCACCAUCGACCGCAUCAAGCCGGCCAGUGUGGUGGACAGGAGUGGGGCCCUGCAUGCCGGAGACCGCAUCCUGUCCAUUGAUGGCACCAGCACUGAACACUGCUCUCUGCUUGAGGCCACCAAACUCCUGGCUAGCGUGUCGGAGAAAGUGCGGCUGGAGAUCCUACCUGCGCCCCAGAGUCGGUGGCCCCUGAAGCCCUCAGAGGCAGUGAAGGUGCAGAGGAGCGAGCAGCCACAUCGCUGGGACCCCUGCGUGCCCUCCUGCCACAGCCCCCGGCCCGGCCACUGCAGGACACCCACCUGGGCCACCCCUGCCAGCCAGGACCAGAGCCGAUCCUUGUUCUCAUCUCCCUUUUCCUCGCCGACCAUGAACCACGCCUUUCCCUGCACCAAUCCCAGCACCCUUCCCCGCGGAUCCCAACCCAUGAGCCCCCGGACCACAAUGGGGCGGAGGAGGCAGCGAAGAAGAGAACACAAGAGCUCAUGUAAGCCAUGGUCUCUUCCCUCCCCUCUGGGCUGCCUCUGUGCCUGA